UCGACUUCCAGCGGAUAAAGAGAAUUCAGCGAAUCUUUUCUCUUUAUUAUUCCUCCUUCCCUUUAUUUCCAUUUCUCCGUCUGCGUGCUUCCGCUACUCUGUUUGCCUUCUCGUCUUUGCAAAUGGCUUUUGUUCGAUCGUAUUCAAAUGCAUCUUCUGGAAUGGGUGUUGCUGAGGAUUGCAAAGAAAUAUUCCGAGAACUUCAGAGGAAGAAGAGUCAUCGUUAUGUGAUUUUCAAAAUAGAUGACAAGCAAAAGCAGGUUGUUGUGGAGAAGACUGGAAAAGUCACUGAAAGUUAUGAUGAUUUCACGGCAUCUCUUCCAGAGAAUGAUUGCCGUUAUGCUAUCUAUGACUUCGACUUUGUCACUGAAGAGAAUUGCCAGAAAAGCAAAAUAUUCUUCAUUGCUUGGUCCCCUGCUAUAUCCCGAAUCCGAGCUAAGAUGUUGUAUGCUACCUCAAAGGAUCGGUUCCGGCGAGAGCUUGAUGGUGUUCACUACGAGCUUCAGGCUACUGAUCCAACAGAGCUCGACCUCGAGAUUCUGAGAGAACGAGCCCAUUAAUUUCAGGAUGUUAUCUAUUUAUGAACUGCAUUGAAGGCGUUGUUUAAAGUAUUCAUUUUAUCGGGAGGAUGUCUUUCGAGUUCUCAAGUUUCCAGUAAUCACUGGGUUAUGCUGCUGGGAUUUAUGUAUUAAUCAAGCAUCAACAGAAUCGUGUAUUGAUAAAUGGUUGAAGCAAGAGCGAAUUUGUACAACUUCGACUUUAUGAUCAAUAUUAUUUAUCGGUAUUAUUAUUUAUAUAAUCAAAGAUAUGAAAAUUAUUGAGUA
This is a messenger RNA of Zingiber officinale, 824 nucleotides long. Its product is annotated as actin-depolymerizing factor 11. Gene Ontology annotation, cellular component: cytoplasm; actin cytoskeleton. Gene Ontology annotation, biological process: actin filament depolymerization. Bases 123 to 560 code for a protein of 145 amino acids. Gene Ontology annotation, molecular function: actin filament binding. The transcript has 3 exons. Lineage: Eukaryota; Viridiplantae; Streptophyta; Magnoliopsida; Zingiberales; Zingiberaceae. The record is from RefSeq and is a predicted model, not a curated record.